AUGGGUUCUAUUCAAGACAAGAAGCGAGAGGUGGCGACGCUGAACAGUCUUGCUGAUAAAAUCAAAGAUCUUGCAGAUCAGAUGAAGCAACUCGAGGCAGAAAAUAUCAAACCUGUCACGCUCGAAGCCGACUCACCUAUCAAAUACGAGAAAUGUCCACCCGACUUCUUUUACACUCGACAACUCCUCGAAGACACAAUGAAGGAUCUUUGGAUUCUCAGUCAAGGUCCUCUUGAUUCCGUCUUCAAUUAUGUUCACAUGGCAAUCCCCGAUGCGUCGUGUCUAAACGUCUUGAACCACUUCGAUUUUUGGAAUGCAGUGCCGAUAGACGGCGAAGCUACAUUCGAAGAUAUUGCCAAGCAUACCCAGUUACCCUUAGAUGUUGUCUCAAGGAUCAUCGAUCACGCUGUUACUAUGCGAUUUUUUAUCAAGCCAUCUCCUACAGCUACGAGAGUAAGACACACCUCGCGCAGCGCCGCAUUUGUACGAGAUUCCAGGCUUAUGGCGCUUGUACAAAUUGUCCUUAAUGAGACGGGUCCACCAAUGUUUAUCUUACCCGAAGCUUUGAGAAGAUAUUCCCAAGGCAAGACCGAGAGUACAAAGGAUAUUAAUGAAACGGCAUUCAGGUUGUGCCACUCUGGUGGUAUUUGGGGAGACUUCAAAAACUCUUGGGAUUUCAUCGAAAACGAUGGAUUGACUGAGGGUGAUAUUGGGUACCAGAAAAUGAGCAAGGGGUGGCGGCAGAGGAACUUUGUCAAGUUUAUGGCAUUCAUCAAAGAUGUAUUCUCCACGGAGGACAUUAUGUUGAAUGCCAUAGAUUGGGCUGGCGCAGGAGAGGUCACGGUGGUUGAUCUCGGUGGCUCAGCAGGACACGAUGACCAGAUUCUUGCACGAAGCUUUCCCAACCUGAAGAUUAUCGUUCAAGAUCUCCAUGAAGUUGCUCCCGUCUUUGAGAAAGAGUUUCCUAAGGACCUUCGGGAUCGUGUCUCUUUUCGGACACAUAAUUUUUUUGAGCCACAGCCAGUCAAGGCUGACAUAUACAUGGUCAAAUGGAUUCUACACGACUGGCCUGACGGAGAAUCUGUCAAGAUCCUCCGCUCUUUGGUUCCCGCACUACAUCCUGGUGCACGCAUCAUAUUUAUUGACUAUGUCGGAAAGCAAGCCCCAACAGAAGAACAAUUACCGAGGAGUAUUCAGGGUUUCGGGACAGCUACAGAUUUGAGGAUGAUGGCCUUGUUCAACGUAAAGGAAAGGCCGGUAGAGGCAUGGAAAGAGAUAUUCAAGGCAGCUGAUGAGCGUUACAAAGUAACGAGGGUCGAUGCUAAUCCACUGACCUUUAUAUGUGUACUUGAGGCUGUGUGGAUAGGCUUAGAAUAA
This is a messenger RNA of Bipolaris maydis ATCC 48331, 1377 nucleotides long. RefSeq names its product O-methyltransferase-domain-containing protein. Lineage: Eukaryota; Fungi; Ascomycota; Dothideomycetes; Pleosporales; Pleosporaceae. The record is from RefSeq and is a predicted model, not a curated record. Gene Ontology annotation, molecular function: O-methyltransferase activity.